GCAACGAUUUUCUAGAAUCUAAAGAAUGCUUUGCAAAUACAGCAUCCUCUGGCAGAAUGGUUAGCUCCUCGUCUUCUGUUGAAACAGACCUAAGCGUCAGAAAGCCUUCAAGCCCAGGCAGGAAAUCUGUUCUCCUUGACCCUGCUGCAGAAUUGGAUGUGAGGUGUUCCUCCUCACAUUCUGGUCACUCCUCUGCAAUCUCAUUUCCUGAAGUCCCAAAGGAUAAAAAUCCUGAGGAAUUUAGCCUGCUUAAGUUGUUGACAAAAGAUGGGCAGCGUCCUGAGUGGACAUUUUACCCGAGGUUCAGCAGUAAUCUCCACACCUACCAUGUUGGCAAGCAGUGCUUCUUUAGCGGACUUUUUCUCGGCAAUAGGAGGUCUCUAUCAGAGAGGACUGUGGACAAGUGCUUUGGAAGGAAGAAAUAUGAUAUUGAUCCCAGGAAUGGAAUCCCAAAAUUAACACCAGGAGAUAAUCCGUAUAUGUACCCAGAACAGAGUAAAGACUUCCACAAAGCAGGGUCAACACUUCCACCAGUGAAUUUUUCAGUAGUGCCUUUUGAAAAGAAAUUUGAUACAUUUAUUCCACUUGAGCCUCUUCCACAGAUUCCUAGACCUGGAAGCUUCCCUGCCUGCCUGUGACUAUGCAGGUGUUUCUUUUCACAAAUAUCUUCUGUUUGCAAAGCAGCUUUCCUCCCUAGACUGCCCUUGUGUCUAUGCAGGUGACUUUCUUCUUCUUUUUUUUCUUUUCUAUUUACCGUUCUC
Molecule: messenger RNA, 761 nt
Organism: Condylura cristata (star-nosed mole)
Lineage: Eukaryota; Metazoa; Chordata; Mammalia; Eulipotyphla; Talpidae
Gene: SPATS1
Product: spermatogenesis associated, serine-rich 1
Exons: 6
Coding region: 57-638 (193 amino acids)
Source: RefSeq, a predicted model, not a curated record